Myripristis murdjan (pinecone soldierfish) is the source of this 4569-nucleotide messenger RNA. It is a transcript of the gene cd109, whose product is annotated as CD109 molecule. The transcript has 34 exons. Gene Ontology annotation, cellular component: extracellular region. NCBI's taxonomy places the organism in Eukaryota, Metazoa, Chordata, Actinopteri, Holocentriformes, Holocentridae. Gene Ontology annotation, molecular function: endopeptidase inhibitor activity. The coding region runs from base 1 to 4569 and encodes 1522 amino acids. The record is from RefSeq and is a predicted model, not a curated record.
AUGGAAAACAAGUUCAGUGGAGGUUCCUUCACUCCUCACAGGCAGCGGCAGGCGUGGUUACCUGCCCAGGUGUCUGAGCGGGUCCGAGGGCCGGCGCUGACACCAGCUGACCCAGCAGACCCAGUGGAGAGCACAGCAGCAUCAGUGCAGCGCCCCGUCCUGCAAAUGGAGUGGCUCCAGGCCUGGGGGCUCUUUGGACUUUUAGUUUUCGCCGCCGCCCAGAACAGCACAGACAGGCCCGACCCCCGGCCCUCCUAUCUGUUGCUGGGCCCCCGGUCCCUCCGGCCUGGAGUCCCAGUCGCGGUGUCCGUCACUGUCCUGUCCGCCUCGCCGGUCACCGUGCUCGCUCAGAUCGUCCACGGCAACAGCAGCAUCGCUUCAAACUCAACCACCAUCGAUGGAGGUUCAACCGAGCUGCUGGUGCUGCCACCUGUCCUCGGCAGCAAGUCGAGCUACUGGAGGCCAUACAUGCUGGAGGUCAAAGGUUACGUGGCGGGCAUCGAGGUUUUCUCCAACUCAACACGGCUGCGCUUCAACCCCAAAGGCCUGUCCACCUUCAUCCAAACAGACAAGCUGAACUACCGGCCCGGACAGGAAGUGAAGAUCCGCGCCGUGUCCAUCCACCCGGACGGGAAACCACAAACGAGCCCGGCCGACAUCAUCAUUAAAGAUCCUCGGGGGAACAUGAUCAGACAGUGGCUCAAUCUGGACAGCGUUCUCGGCGUUGUCUCCAAGCGGCUCCAGCUGUCUGAAAACCCGCCACUCGGAAAAUGGACCAUCGUUACCACAGUCAACGGCAUUUCCAGUGAGAAGCACUUCAACGUGGCUCAUUACGAGUUGCCAAAGUUUAAGGUUGUGAUCGAGGCACCCGCCGUCCUGUAUUAUGAGGACAGUCUGCACGGCUCUGUCACAGCUAAGUAUGUGUACGGCAAACCUGUCCAGGGACGCGUGAAUAUAUCAUUCAUCCAUAUUUUCCACGGAAUGAGACGAGUUUUCCAUGAGGAUAAAAUGAUCGAUGGCACCACAGAUUUUACGCUUGAUGUUCCCGACUUCCGUGACAUGAAAAAACGAUUUGCAGAGUUUGAUGACGAGUACAGGAGCCCUCAGUUUUUAAUCAUUGAUGCUAACGUUACUGAAUACCUAACAGGUCUCACAUAUUCCAGUGUGACAAAGGUAUCUCUAGCUGGAGAACGAUAUCAAGUUGCCUUUGAUGAUUAUUCCAAAAUAUUAAGGCCCUCUUUGAACUUUACUGCUAAGCUGAAAAUAUCCACAUUCAACAACCAACCACUGUCACCAGAGGACCAGGGAAAGACGGUUAGAGUUUCAGUGACGCAGUACAAGCAAAUUCCUUGGCUUGUAAACUGGGGCAUCUCUGGAGGAAUUGUACCCCGUUUUUCACAAAUGCCAGGUCCUUCUGGGUUCAACUUUACCCCACCAGAGGAAUUACCGGUAGAAGAGGUGUUCUUGUUUCCGGUUCCCACGGACGGAGUCAUACCGCUUUUCUUGCAGCUCUUGAACGAAACUGAAAUACUCACCAUUGAAGCUUCAUUUGAGGAUAGCCAAAAGACACUAAAUCUCUACAGCAGCUAUACCUCCCCCAGUAAAUCCUACCUGGAGAUUCAGAGACCCAUUUCAUCUCCACAGGUUGGUUUACCUCUCCAGUUGGAAAUUCAGAGCAACUUUCAGCUAUCUGAUAUCCACUACAUGGUGAAGUCCAGAGGUCAGAUCAUUUCUGCUGGGAAAAGCAAUCUUCCAUUAAUCCUGGUCCCGGACAGCUCCUGGGCUCCUGAGGUCUGCAUUGUAGUCUACUGUGUACAUUCAAAUGGAGAAGUCAUCAAUGAUGCCAUACAGCUGCCCAUCACCUGGCUCUUACAAAACCAGGUGUCUUUGAGCUGGAGCGAGGCCGACAGGAAGCCAGCGGAGCCAGUGUCUCUGAGGGUGUCGGUGGCGGAGCCCGGCUCUCUGGUGGGGAUCCUGGUGGUGGACAAGGCCGCCCGUUUGAACGGCUCACACAACGACAUCACCAAGGAAACGGUGCUGGAGGAGAUCGCCGGGUAUAACCGUGACAAACCCAUUAGGCAACAAAUGGGAGAUCCAUACUCCAUCUUCAUGACGUGUGAUCUUGUGGUGCUGACUGACACCAGUUUAUCCGUCCAGAGGAAAAAUCCCAUGAUGCCACAGCCUGAGUUUCCAGGGGAGGGAGUCCAGCUCCUCGCCAUGACCGCUGAGUCGGACACGGAGCAGCAGGAGGAGCCGCGGGAACGCUGGAACUUUCCGGAGACGUGGCUGUGGCUGGACACCAACACAGGUAACUCGAGCGCGGCGGUGAUGAGUCUGACCGUGCCGGACAGCAUCACCACCUGGAGCGCCACCGCCUUCGUCGUGUCAGAGAGCCUCGGGCUCGGCGUCGUGGAAACGCCUGCAGAGCUCACCGUGUUCCAGGAUUUCUUUCUGUCCUUGAAUCUCCCGGCCUACAUCGUCCGCGGAGAGGAGCUGGUGCUGGAAGUCCUGCUGUUCAACUACCUGCCGCAGGACCUGGAGGUCAUGGUGAUUGUUGCUGAGAGUGACACCUUCCAGUUCGUCUUCCCGGACAAUGAGGCGCUCUCCAUGGCCAGCGUGCGCCGGCUCUCCGUGCCGAGCCAGGGCGCCGCGUCCGUCCUCAUUCCCAUAAAGCCGCUGGUCCUCGGAGAGAUUCCCGUCUCUGUGAAAGCCGUGUCGUCUGCGGCCUCCGACGCCGUCCGCAGGGCGGUGCUCGUCAAGCCCGAGGGAGUGGAGCAGUGGUUUUCGACCUCUUUGUUCCUGGAGCUCGCCCCCCCUGAGACGAGCCUUUCCAGAGACAUCACGUUCACCUUCCCGGCAGAUGUGGUGGCAGGCAGCGAGAGAGCUCACGUGACCGCCGUCGGUGACAUCCUGGCUCCGUCCAUCGCCGGCCUGGGCUCGCUGGUCCGGAUGCCUUACGGCUGCGGGGAGCAGAAUAUGAUCAACUUUGCUCCGAACAUCUACGUCCUCCGGUACCUGACGGCCACGGGACAGGCCGACGCCGCGACCGCCGAGCGAGCCAAAGCCUUCAUGGUGACAGGUUAUGAGCGACAGCUGUCCUUCCAGAGAGCGGACGGCUCCUUCAGCGCGUUCGGAGACAGCGAUCCGUCCGGAAGCUCUUGGCUCUCUGCCUUCGUGCUGCGCUGUUUCCUUCAGGCCAGGAGCUUCGUCUUCAUCCAGCAGGAGGUGGUGCAGCGAGCCGCUGCGUGGCUGGCAGCCCAGCAGGGGGCAGACGGGAGCUUCGAGGAGCCCGGCCGGGUCAUUCACACGGCGCUGCAGGGCGGCCUGGACGGCCCCGUGGCCCUCACGGCCUACGUGCUCAUCGCUCUGCUGGAGGACAGCAGCAUCAAGGACCGGUAUGCGAGCCAGGUGUCGGAGGCCCUGAUGUUCCUGGAGACCCGGCUGGCUCUGAGCAUCUCCAGCAACUACAGCCUCAGUCUGCUCAGCUAUGCCCUGGCUCUGGCCGGCAGCUCCAGCGCCAACGCAGCAGUGAGCGAGCUGAUUGGACGAGCAGACGUGAGAGACGGCGUGCCGUUCUGGUCGUCCCUGGACGCCGGCCUGUCGGCGUCGUGGCAGCCUCGCUCGGCAGACAUCGAGAUGGCGUCCUACGUGCUGCUGGCGCUGCACGAGCUGGGCAACAUCACGGCGAACCUCGGCCUCGUCAAGUGGCUGAGCCGGCAGCGGAACGACCUGGGAGGAUACGGCAGCACACAGGACACGGUGGUGGCUCUGCAGGCGCUGUCCACGGCCGCCUCCAUCGCCCAGCCCCCUGACCUCGACCUCACCAUCACUGUGAGCCAAAACUCCUCCUCCUCCUCCUCCUCCUCCUCCUUCCACAUCCACUGGACCAACCGGCUGCUUCAGCAGAACCUGCAGAUUGACGUGGAGGAAGAGCUGAACCUGCGGCUCUCUGCAGAGGGAAAAGGCUUCGCCCUGAUUCAGCUCAACGUCUUUUACAACGUCGACGCCCGGCGCCUGUCCAGGAGACGACGAGACGCCGCCGAGCACGAAGCCUUUGACCUGCAGGUGGCGCUGUCCGACACGAAGAUGCACUCGGCCCGGCUGCUCAUCUGCACCAGGCUGUUGCCGGCGUCGGGUCUGUAUGCAACAGGCAUGGCGGUCCUGGAGGUGGGACUCCUCAGCGGCUUCGGCCUGGCUCAGGACGGCGUCCGGACCGGUGACGUGAUCAAGAGGGUGGAGACGCCGCCGAGGAAAGUCGUCCUGUACCUGGACUCAGUGACGCGGGAGAAGAUGUGUGUGCGGCUUCCUCUGGUGAUGGAGCACAAAGUGGCCAAAGUCCAGGAUGCAGCUGUUGUCAUCUAUGAUUAUUAUGAACCGCGGAGGAGGACGGAGAAGACAUACAAGUCGUCCUGGAGGCGAAACAUGAGCAGCUGUUCGUUCUGCGGCGACGGCUGCGGUCAGUGCCGAGCAAGAGACGACUUCCUGUACGCGAGCGGCGGCCCGUCGCAGCGUCACUUCCUGCCGUCCUGUUUACUCUCCACUCUGCUGCUCCUCCUCUUCACCGUGUAA